Messenger RNA from Setaria italica (foxtail millet), 1192 nucleotides. RefSeq names its product peroxygenase. The record is from RefSeq and is a predicted model, not a curated record. Lineage: Eukaryota; Viridiplantae; Streptophyta; Magnoliopsida; Poales; Poaceae. Gene Ontology annotation, molecular function: calcium ion binding; monooxygenase activity. The transcript has 6 exons. The coding region runs from base 87 to 1001 and encodes 304 amino acids.
AGCUAGCAAGCUUUGUCUUGGGUUCUCACUCACUCCGACCACGCACAUUCCACUAGUUUCGAUCCCGUCCGGUCGUGCGCGCGGAGAUGCAGGGGGCGACGACCAAGCAGUCGCGCAAGGCCGACCGCGCCGCGGCGAGGGCGGCGGAGGGGAGCAAGGACGACGGCGACGGCGCCAAGGCUGUGGACGUAGUGAGGAGCGACGACGCCGGCGACAAUAAGACCGCCGGGGACGUGAAGGGCGAGCUGGGCGACGCCAAGGGCGGGGCCGUGUACCACGGCAUGUCGGCCACGGAGGGGAAGGACUCCCAGACCAUCGUGGCGCUGCAGUCGCCGGUGACCGUGAUGCGCCCCGUCCGCGGCGACCUCGAGGAGCACGUCCCCAAGCCAUAUUUGGCGCGAGCUCUUGCGGUCCCGGACAUCUACCACCCUGACGGCAGCACGGACGGACACAGGCACCACCACAUGAGCGUGAUGCAGCAGCACGUCGCCUUCUUCGACCGCGACGACAACGGCAUCAUCUACCCCUGGGAGACCUACCAAGGAUGCCGCGCGCUCGGAUUCAACAUGAUCAUGUCGUUCCUGAUCGCGCUCAUCGUGAACGGGACCAUGAGCUACGCAACUCUGCCUGGCUGGCUGCCGUCCCCCCUGUUCCCGAUCUACGUGCACAACAUCCACAAGAGCAAGCACGGCAGCGACUCCGGGACCUAUGACAACGAGGGCAGGUUCAUGCCGGUGAACUUCGAGAACAUGUUCAGCAAGUACGCGCGGACCUCCCCCGACCGGCUCACCUACAGGGAGCUGUGGUCGAUGACCGAGGGGUUCAGGGAGGUGUUCGAUUUCUACGGCUGGUUCGCGGCGAAGCUGGAGUGGACGAUCCUGUACGUGCUGGCGCGGGACGAGGAGGGGUACCUGUCGCGGGAGGCCAUGCGGCGCGUGUACGACGGCAGCCUCUUCGAGUACGUCGAGAGGCAGCGCGCGCAGCACGCCAAGAUGUCCUAGGCUUGUCCGGGGGCUGCAUGCGGCUGCCUCUCUGCCCGCCUUCCAGUUCGAGCUGCACGCGUGCGUGAAAUGGGCGUGUAGCUGAGACUCGGACAUGUCACUCUGCUCGCCGGCGUCUCUGGAUGUAAAUAAUCACCAAACGUGUCGCAACAUGUCAGCAUGUAGCCGUCGUCGAUCGGUCAAUAACAACG